AUGCACUCAUUCCUAGCCAAGGGCAAGAAAGAACGAAUGAAGUGUGCUUACACAACAGAUGAUGACGAUUAUGAUAACACGGGAAUUUUUAAACGAGAAGGUGGUUCGACACGUUUUGGCUCGGCCGCAAGUGUUGCCAAAAAAGCUCAAAGAAAAGUAACAAAAAAAAAGAAAACCGCAGCAUAUCAGAAACGUCAAACAAAUGCAGCAGGGGGAAGAACAAAGAAGUUGAAAACCAGCGAUUUUUCAUUUACAACAGAGCAGCGCCAAAAAAUUGCAUCGGCCAUUUAUAAUCGCCGCUCACAUCGCCAUAAUCCGAAUAAGGAAAAAUUAAAGCAUUGUGAGGGACCCAACUGCACGAAUUCCACACGUGCGCAGUCGAAAUUCUGUUGCGAAGAAUGCGGAAUGAAUUUGGCACGUGAUCGUUUACGUGUCAUCUUGCCGAACCGUGUUCAUUCAUUUUGGGAUAAUAUGUCAUAUUCUAUGGAACAUUCACAGCAUUUACGAGAUACAGCGGAAGAGCAGAUUCAAUUUUUCACGAAUAAAGUACGCAUAUUCGCAGAUUUUCAGGACGAAUUGCAAAAAUGGAUUUCGGUUACUGAAAAGAUCGAAUCUGUGAGCGAAAUAACUGUCAAUAAUUCACCGGACAUGGAUUUCGUGCUACAUUGUUCUGUAUGCGCUUUGGAAUUUCCAGCCAAACUCAUUGUAAAACAUAUGGAGCGUUGCUUCGUGCGUAAUGAAAAACAGAGUUGCUAUGGCACUCCGAAUAAAUCGCAAGUCAAUCCGUAUAAUAUUUUCUGCGAGCAAUUUAACAAGGCCAAUAAUACGUUUUGCAAACGUCUUCGUGUGUUGUGUAGUGAACAUUACAAGUCUACAGAGAAUGCUACAAAGGUGUGUGGUUAUCCUUUUGCAUGGAACAAAAACAAAUUUCGACCUGUUAUCAAAACGUUUGACGACAUGCAAGCCCUCCUUCAAGAAGGCUUUUGUCAUUGCCCACGGAAAAACUGUCUUCAGCACCAUAAUUGGGUUCAGAAUGCAAUGGGUUUGAUCGACGUGGAACUCCUUAAUCUUUUAAUCAAAUUAGACGAGUGGUUCGAGAAAAAAAGAACACUUCAAGUCUCAGAAACCAUGCGUGGUGAUGUGCUUUCACUUUUUUGCGAUAAAACAGUUCGCUCCAACACAUCAGUGGAUAAAGAUAAUUCCAUCCUGGUCUGCACUUCCAGUGAUUCCGGUCUGGCUGAUGAUAUGCAGUACCAGAAUGCAGAGCAGUUUAUGAAUGCAACUAUGGCAAACAUAAAGGGCGCAGAUUACACUGAUUGCAAUGAUGUUUGUGACGGUAGUAUGCAAGUACACUUUAAAAACAUUACAGGUAAAGAGAAUAACAGUAGGAUUAUGUAUGGUCAUACUGCAGCAUAG
Messenger RNA from Brugia pahangi, 1416 nucleotides. NCBI's taxonomy places the organism in Eukaryota, Metazoa, Nematoda, Chromadorea, Rhabditida, Onchocercidae. The record is from the annotation of a GenBank genome assembly.